ACUCAAAGCAUGUAUAUACACAUCAGAGAUUAUCGAGAGAACGUCACUCCAAUAUUUCCUGUCGUAAUCGAUGUGUACGCAAAGUGUUCGUCCGACAAUCUGCUCUGCAGACGCAGAGGUAGAGAGACGCUUCGAUGCUCAGCGUUGCCUACUGGAGGAUACGGUUUAAUAGAUUGAUCUGAUUUCAUCGCCUUCGCUGACCGCAACGCAGAUAUGACCUACACGUGCUGACCGCGAGAAGAUGAGAUUGUAGUGCCAAGGAGAAGCUCGGCAUCGUACUCUAUCACGACUCGGCCCAAUCGGAUAUGUUCUCUGCUAAGUGGCACUGGCAUGGUAGUGGAUAUUUCGAUAUGGUUUUG
Messenger RNA from Phanerochaete carnosa HHB-10118-sp, 359 nucleotides. RefSeq lists its product as uncharacterized. The record is from RefSeq and is a predicted model, not a curated record. The transcript has a single exon. NCBI's taxonomy places the organism in Eukaryota, Fungi, Basidiomycota, Agaricomycetes, Polyporales, Phanerochaetaceae. Bases 10 to 177 code for a protein of 55 amino acids.